This is a messenger RNA of Labrus bergylta (ballan wrasse), 6278 nucleotides long. RefSeq names its product SATB homeobox 2 (gene satb2). The record is from RefSeq and is a predicted model, not a curated record. Gene Ontology annotation, molecular function: DNA-binding transcription factor activity, RNA polymerase II-specific; RNA polymerase II cis-regulatory region sequence-specific DNA binding. NCBI's taxonomy places the organism in Eukaryota, Metazoa, Chordata, Actinopteri, Labriformes, Labridae. Gene Ontology annotation, biological process: chromatin remodeling; regulation of transcription by RNA polymerase II.
GGCUGUUUGCCCGUCUGCUUGAGGCGAGGAGUCAGAGAGAGUCUGAGAAACUUGUCGCGCCGCAGUCGCCUGUGGAUGACUAUUUCCAGAAACCUCCGAGGACCAGCAUGCUUCAUGAUUCAGCUCGAGGAGACCUCCGUGAUCCGCCGCAGAGUCUCCAGGAGCCGAAGCACAGCUCAGCCCUGGAUUCAAUACUCCUGAUCAAUGGACAGAGCCUCCUCAGCGGGCAGCAGCGCUACAGACACGCCGUAAACAACUCGUUCUCUCUGGCUGGAACUCCUCUGGGGGUGUGGAGGAGGAUGGAGCGAGGAGGGGAGAGUCCCAUCACCCAGGACAGUCCCGAGCGGAGGGGAGGCAGCCCGGACCUCAGCGGACUCCCACCGCCAGGGAAGAAGGGCCGACUGGAGCUCAACGGGAGCCCCACGGGGCAGAGAAUACGUCAUAAUGGAGCGCCGCUGAGACCCCUAGGAGGUCUGAUGAUUCCAGUCUUCUGCGUGGUGGAGCAGUCGGACGGAGGGAUGCCGACAGACGGGUGUGAUGGCAGAGAGGAGCACGCUGAGUUUGUCCUGGUCAGGAAGGAUAUCCUCUUCUCUCAGCUGGUGGAGACAGCUCUGCUCGCCCUCGGAUACUCCCACAGCUCGGCCGCACAGGCCCACGGCAUCAUCAAGGUGGGACGGUGGAACCCUCUGCCCAUCCACUUCCUGACUGACGCGCCUGAAGCGACGGUCGCCGACAUGCUGAUGGAGGUCUACCACAUGGUCACGCUACGCAUCCAGCUACAAAGUUUCUCGAAGCUGGAGGACCUUCCCUGCGAGCAGUGGAACCACGCGACGGUGAGAAACGCUCUCAAAGAGCUGCUGAAGGAAAUGAACCAAAGCACUCUGGCCAAAGAGUGUCCUCUGUCACAGAGUAUGAUUUCCUCCAUAGUGAAUAGUUCUUACUAUGCCAACGUCUCCACUGCCAAAUGUCAGGAGUUUGGUCGCUGGUAUAAAAAAUACAAGAAAAUCAAAGGAGAUUACCUGGAGAAGAUGUGGUCGGGGCGAGAUCCCUCUGACAUCAAAAUAGAGAGAGACAACAUGGCCGACUUCUGCAUCCUUGGCCAGAGACCCCCUCCUCACCUGGCCGGCUUGGCUCAGCUCAAUCACCUUGGGGGUGGCAGUCCCCUCCUGAAGGGGGGAUCAGGAGACCCCCAGACACCCUCCCAGCCUCCUCAGCAGCCCCCUCCUCCCCAGCAGCAGCAUUCACCUCACGGCCCCCUCCACCACAGCCCUCCUCUCCGCACAGGCCAGGUGCCUCCCCCGCCUCCUCCGCCCCUGCCCGGUGCUCUGCAGCCCCUGCUGGGUCCAGGUGGGAUCCUCUCCCCUCAACUCACUCCACAGAUGGUCCGCCAGCAGCUCGCCAUGGCCCACCUCAUCAACCAGCAGCUAGCUGUAGGCCGCCUGCUGGCCCAUCAGCACCCGCAGGCCCUCAACCAGCAGUUUCUCAACCACCCGCCCAUUCCGCGGGGGUCGUCCAAAAUCGGCGACCAUCCUGGAAGCAACCCGUCCGCCGCAGAGGUCUCGUCUGAGAUUUACCAGCAGGUCAGAGACGAGCUGAAAAGAGCCAGCGUGUCCCAGGCCGUGUUCGCCCGUGUGGCCUUCAACCGCACACAGGGUUUGCUGUCAGAGAUCUUACGUAAAGAGGAAGACCCUCGCACGGCCUCUCAGUCUCUGCUGGUCAACCUGAAAGCGAUGCAGAACUUCCUGAACCUGCCCGAGAGCGAGAGAGAUCGAAUCUACCAGGAAGAGAGAGAGCGCACCAUGAACCCGACCGUCGGCCUCCCUGCAUCCAACUCGUCCAGCCCGGGAACUCCACGCCUCUCACAAAAAGUGUGGGAGAGGGGCUUGGAUGACCAGCUAACCCCCGAUACCUGGGCCUCCAUCUGGAAGAACAAGACGAAGAUCUCCAACUCGCCGAAGCCGACCGGGCCGACUCCCGACCUCCCCAUGAAGCUGGACUCGCUGGUCAACAUCACAUCGGGGAUCUACGACGAGAUCCAGCAGGAGAUGAAGAGAGCCAAAGUGUCCCAGGCGCUGUUCGCAAAGGUGGCUGCCAACAAGAGCCAGGGCUGGCUGUGCGAGCUGCUCCGGUGGAAGGAGAACCCCAGCCCGGAGAACCGCACUCUGUGGGAGAACCUGUGCACCAUCCGGAGGUUCCUGGCGCUGCCGCAGGCCGACAGAGACCUGGCGUACGAGGAGGAGUCCCGACACCAUCACACGGAGAGGCUGCACACCGUCCUCCACCUGCCACAGGACACACAGAUCUAUUGUCUUUCUCGUCAGGCUCUUCACAGGCCACCCCCAACCCCCAUGAAGGAGCACCGGCUGUCCCCCAUACGAGAUGAGCCGCUAUCUGUCCCGGUGAAUGAGGAGGUGUCACAGGCUGUGGGGGGUGGAGCUACGGGAGGAGGAUGUCCACCCGGAGCAGGAGGAAGUGCUGUGAGCAACAAGAAGCCACGAUCACGCACCAAGAUUUCCCUGGAGGCUUUGGGGAUCCUGCAGAGCUUCAUCCAGGAUGUGGGUCUGUACCCGGAUCAGGAGGCCAUCCACACCCUGUCCGCUCAGCUCGACCUCCCCAAACACACCAUCAUCAAGUUCUUCCAGAACCAGCGCUACCACGUCAAGCACCACGGCCGCCUGAAGGAGCUGGGCGAGGGCGCUGCAGCUAGCGGAGGUGUGGAUGUCAGCGAGUAUAGAGAAGAGGAGCUGCUCUCAGGAUCAGAGGACCCGGAGUCCAGCGAGGACGGAGCGGAGGAGAUUUAUCAGUCCACAGAGGGGAGCGGAGGAAAUCAGCCGCCGGCCUCCUCCAGCUCCAACUCCAGCCAGUCGUCUUCAGGGAGCAACGCGGCUCAGGAGGAAGACAAGGGGCAUAGCCGACCUGGAGGUGCUCUGGCUCCAGGGAGCUCCUCAUCCAGUCCCAGAGAGCAGGCUGACUACCAGAGGUAGAGACUGACUCACAGAGAGGAGAGGACGGAGAAAAAAAAACAGGAUAAAGAAUGUCGAUGAUGAAAAAGAAACAAGUGACUGGUUGGGAAUGGAAGGAGAUGUGGCUGCAUAGAAACUAUGUGAGAGUAAAUAUCUAUGUAGGCACAAAAUAAAAUAAGAAUCCAUUGGACUAACAUACUGCACAGACUCUUUAUAGUGACAAUCUCAGACAGAUUUCUGUGAAAACCUGACAUGUGGAUUGAAUUACCUCAGCAGGUUUGCAGUGCUGUGACACAGAAGUGGUUGUGCAACUGUGAAAGACAGUUUUCCCCAAAAUGAUUCACUUGUAAACUUUAAAAAAACUGGUAAGUCUUUCGCUGCUCAUUCCUCCAACCAACCAAGACACAUCAAUCAAAUCUCUACAUUUAGAAUUGUCACAGAUCUGACUCCUAACUCACCUGGAAAGCCACUCCAUGAAGGCCGGACUUGCUCUGCCUCAUCUUUAAAUCUGAGCACAGUCACAUAACACAUCCUCCUUUACAUGCUGGGUCGAAUUCGCCCCAAAGAUUGAUAUUUAUAGACUGGAUCUGGGGACUUGAAAGACCUCUACAAUCCUAUAAAAUCCUCAGGACACACACUGAUGUUGCUAAUGCUGUUGCCUGCCUGAGAACGUGGAUGAGAGACAACACUUUAUGAGCUUCAUUUCACAAAAAAAAAAAAAAAAAAGAGAAGAAAACCACCUGAAAUCAUCGCCUCACUGACACACUCCAGAAUCACUACCAGUCCUUCUUAGCACUUACUGUUCACAAAGACACUGUGGAUGUGAUGUACUAAAGCCUCAGCUCCUGCCUCUCCUCUCAUGGGCAGUUUGGCAGGAGGACGGCUGAGACAAAUCACAAGGAUGUGGCGUGAAGGGACACUCGGGCUGGCGUACCCACAAUCCUGGAAACACCCGAUUUAACGCAGUGAAGAAAAAAAUAUCAAGAAGAGGAAAGACAGAGCAGAGAUUCAGCAACCAAACAAUCAGUCACUUUAUGAGCGGUAGUUCCUCCCUCCAUCUCCCCCCUCUCCCUCUCUCUAAUUGAAGCCCACAGUCUUGUGUUUCACCACACCUACCCGCACUUAAACUUCACCCACCCUAUUUAUUGCUAUCUUUAUCCAUGAUUAUUAUUAUCAUUAUUGUUAUUAUUGUUGUUAUUAUGGUUAGAAUUGCUGUCAUUCUGUGCUAUUUUUAGUUUUUAUUUCCAUGGUUUCUAAACAUUGGUUUUCAGAGCUGGGCGGUGCGUCGGGGCAAUAAGAGACACUGAGAGCGCUUUGCCCCGAACGACGAGGACAAGAGUAAAAGGAAAGGAAAAAGAAGCAGUUACUGAGUGUUAUUGGGUGUAAAAAAAAAAUCCUGUCAUGUUGUAUUAUUCCAGUUUUUUAUCAGUUUCCAAAAAAAAAAUAGAUAAGAUUUGUUAAAAAGAGAAAUAAGAGAGUGAAACUUUGCUGUUUCACCGAUGUCGAUGACAAUCUACUUUUUUGAGCCAUGAAAGAAAAGUGGCAAGUUUGACUCUGUUUGUCACUUUUGAUGUCUGUAAAUACCCGACACGGGAUAAAUUGUUAUUGAUAUACUUUUAUUUUUUAUUUUGCUGAGUGACUUUAAGUGUUUGAGCCAGUGUGGAGGAUCAGAAGUGCUGUUCCUUCUUUUCUUCUUCAGGACGACGCCAUGAAAUCAGUUCGAUUCAUUGUGACGGGAAAAAUAAAAUCACGAGUAUUUAAAAAAGGAUUCGUUAGGGCUGCUUUGUCAAAGUCUAACAUUUGGAUCAUAUGUAAAAAAGAUCCCCAAGUAGACCCUCUCUUUGUCAGUCGAAUCUACACUUCUGUUAGCUGCGUUAUUGAACUCACAGUAAAGCCAAAAACAGCAUGACAUGCUAAAAACAGAAACUUAUUCUUAGGUUUUUAUCCAUCACGAGGUUUUUGGUGAAAGCUAAAUUUUAAACACAGGUCUUUCACUGAAACCUUGAUAAACUCUGUAAACACAUUUCAAUGUGAGAAAAGUCUGCUUUUUUACAAUGCUGUUUUAUGGGAGGCACAAGGCAUCAGAGGGUCCGCAGGCUGAGCUACAGCUAGCUUUUUUAACAGAUCUGGUGAUUAAAACAGGUAAAUACAAGGGAUACAUUCCCCUACGUAAAAAUCAUUGUUUCUGAAAUGCUUUGCGGCAGACUGGAGGCGUCAGACUGGGCUACCAGCUGAGCUGCUGAAAACCUGUUUUUAGUUGCUCAACUCUUCUGGGGGCUGAAAAUCAAUCAAUGAUUAUGAUGAUCACUAAAUAAAAAACAGAAGAAUAAAUAAUGAAGUUUCACACCUGUCGAGGCCCAGGGAGACACAGGGUCUCAGUAGAGGAUACGAGCUGAGCUGCUACUAGCUUGUUACUAGUUGCUCAGUUUAUGAUUCCUUCCGUGUUUAAACCAAAUUAACAUCAGAGAUAUCCUCUCCAAAUCACACAGAUCUGGAAAUAAUUGAGUUUGAUGUUAAAAAAUAAUUAUUCCAAGAUGCUUUUUCCAAUAUAAACACUGACCUCUGGAGGGGCUGCUAGCUGAGCUGCUUGGAGCUUGUUUCAUCAUGUUCAGGGUAUUUUUAGAAUAUCUUCAGUUUUAAGUCUCGCUAGGUUUUCACCAUGAGAAACGUUAAGUAAAAACACUGACUUAAGCAGUUUCAAUUAGAAAUCGGUGUAUUUGUGAUAAUCUUUUUGACAGGGCUUUGUGGAAAGUUAGCCAGGCAGCGCUAACCAUAGCUCACUAGCUUAGAAAGAAUUGUAUAUCUGAUUAAGUUCUAUAAUUCAAAGGACUGUCAGAAACCAGUCAUCUGUUUGUUUUUGUUUUUUUAAAAUGCCCAGCAGUCAGCCGGAGCGUUUGGAAAACUCUGGUUUAUUUGUCCUAAAGUUAAAAACAUGCGACUCAUGGAGGCUGAUUUAAAAGUUCAGCUUGAGUAUUUGAAGCUUUGCAUUAAAACGCCAAAUCUGAUUCGACUGACAAAGUUCAGAGUUGGGUACAGCCCGUGUGUUCGUCCUGUUUUUUGGUUUUUAUGUCUGGUGCAGUUUUGUAAAAAAUCUAAGAUAUGUUCAAAACAAUAUCUGAGACUGGAUGGAGUCUUGUUGUCUGACUGUCCUGAUCAGCUGCUACACUCCAACAUGACCUUUUCAGUGAUCGUUCCGUACGAUGAUAUUGUGCUUUUCUGUUUGACAGGAAUCAGGGUUUGACUCAAAUGCAGUUCCAAUGAAAUCUUAAGUCCAUCCAGUGUUGAAGUGAAUAAAAAAUUUGUGAAUUAAAAAAA